Molecule: messenger RNA, 2466 nt
Organism: Drosophila mojavensis
Lineage: Eukaryota; Metazoa; Arthropoda; Insecta; Diptera; Drosophilidae
Exons: 3
Coding region: 1053-2387 (444 amino acids)
Source: RefSeq, a predicted model, not a curated record
UGUGAAACAGAUUUAUUUUAUUAGUAAAGUAUCACGUUUCGUGAUUGUUUGAUAAAUUACGCAUAAUUUAAGUUUUUCAAUAUUUACAAAUAUCUCACUUUCACAUAACAGUUAUGUUUUGAGUGGCUUCUGAGCAACCUUCAAGUAUUAUUUCGACUUAUAUUUACUUAAACACCUCAGCCUACACAAGCUCACACACACACACACACAUAGAGCUUAAAUAAACUCAGCUGGGCGCAGUGGCGUCAAGGCCGUUGCCUGCAGUUUCAAGUGCACGCAAUUCUGGCACAAUGCAAACGACUAUGCACAACACGGCGUAUGAGCAACAUCAUAUCCGCUUUGCCAUUGCUGAGGUUAAGCAUACGCACAGUGUACACUCGUGAAAUGAGCGAAAGUUCGCACUGACCCCACCUUGAACGGUAACGGCCCGAACAACAACAACUGCAACGGUGACAGCGAACUACACUAAGAGAGAGAGCGAGGCGUUGCCUCCUUUGCCUGCCGGCUUUCAAAUGAACUGCAGGAAAGAGAAAUAGAAAGAGCGAGCGAGAGAGAGGAUUAAAGAGAAACUUUGCAAUAGCUCGCUCGCUCGCUCUCUAUUAUUGCAAAUGCACUUGUGAGCUGUGCGUCUGUGUGUGUGUGCGUGCGUGUGUCUGGGUGUUGGUGAGUGCAUUCUUAAUGCAGUGGAAAAUCGUUCUGACGUUGUGGUUCAGUUGUCGUUGUGCCGUCCGACAGUCGGUUUACUUCAGCGCAUUUGCACGUCUGUGCGAAAGUCAGAAUAAAACUGCAACUGAAACUGAAACAGAAAUUUCAAUUAGUGCACAUAAAUUAGCAAAAAUCAAUGGCAUAGGCAAAAAUAAAUAUAAAGAAUUAUAAUACAAGACAAUAAACAUAUGAGCCGCGAUCAAGUGACCUGGCCCAAUUCGGAAAUUCAUGCCAGUGGUGCAAUGUCUCUAAAAUGCUGCAGUUGCACAAACCAAUAAAUUGGGCGCACAAUUUAGCUUCAGCUCCACUUCAGACUUUCAAUCAGUUGAGUUUGGGCUGCGGGCAGAAUGACGACGACUGCCAUGGCGGCAUGUGCAUCGAAUGGCGUCAGUGAUCAGGCCGGCACAACAGCAGCAAAUCAAUAUGUGGAGGACAUCGAGUGUUUGCGCAAACUGUUUCGAUCGAAGAAUUUAACAAAGUUCAGCAUCGGCCAAAUCUCGUGCAGCGCGGGCAGCAGCAGCGGCGACAACUACAUGUCCUUGGUGAAGCGGGUGACAAUCCAUGAUGCGGCGGCUGCUGAGAGCGCGACUGCAACUGCCAGCUGCUCAGUCAUCAUCAAGCGUCAGAUUGCGAGCAUCUCGCGUCGGCAGCUUUACCGUUGCGGCGAGGCGUUCACAAACGAGAUCAACGUGUAUCAGCAUGUGGUGCCGCUGCUCUGCCGCUACAGCCAGCAGCCUCUGUUUCCGCAGUGCCACAUUGCAUCCCAUACAGAUGGAAGUCCGAGUGGCGAGCCCAUUAUCGUGCUGCAGGACCUCAAGGCGCUGGGCUUCCGCAUGAUGAACCGCUUGGCCGGUCUCGACUUGCGGCACUGCCUGCUCGUGAUGAAGAAACUGGCGCAGUUGCACGCAGCUUCGCUGGCCGCACAGCAUCUGGAAUCUGCCCACUUCGCUGAGCAGUGCGCGCACAUGAGCGAGAUUGUCUACUGUCCGGAUGCCGCCGACUUCUAUUCGCGUAUACUGGACACAUCGGUGCAGCAGGCGCUGGACAGCCUGAAUGCGUCGAAUGCAGAUGGCUAUCUCUCGGCGCCCAUACGCCUCAUCGAGCAGCUGCAGCCGAAGUUGUUCGGCCAGCUGCAUCAGAGCAUCAAUGCGGCAGCCGCAACGCCGCUCAGCGUGAUCUGCCACGGCGACCUCUGGCUGAACAAUCUAAUGUUUCGCUCACAGCCCGAGGAGGUCAUCUUCUUCGAUCUGCAAGCCAUGCGACGCACCUCGCCCGUGUUUGAUCUAUUGCACUUCAUAUACACCAGCACGCACCGCCAGCUGCGCGACGUGCACACGGACACAUUGCUAGCUGCCUACGCAGAGGCGCUGCGCAAGGAGCUGGGCCAGCAGCUGCGUCAUACGCCGGCAGCCAACCAGCUGGCUGAACUCUGUGAAAUCUUCUCCUUGCAACGCCUCAGCGAGGACUAUGUGCGUCAUGUGCACUACGGAUUGGCCAUUUCCAUGUGGAUACUGCCUGCCGUCACCUUUGAUCCCAACAAUAUACCCGACCUGGAUGUGAUAAGUGAGCUGAACCUGAAUGGAAAAGAGAUUAACUGUACGCAGAAGCUGACGCCCGAGUAUCAUCUGCGUAUCAGAGAUUUGGCCCUGGAGUUCUACGAGCACGGCUACCUGGGCGUGUGAUUAGGUGCACCACUAGUAGUUAUUAAACCCUUUGAGCCAAGUUGUUUUCAUCUCAAUAAACACAAGCAAUAUCCCUCCA